CUGCAACCACCUGGCAACGUGCGAGUAUGUCCGUCCGUUUGUCGUACUUUACCAUCGAACCACUGGACUUUCCGAUCCGACAUCGUGCCAGGGUCAACUGCAUUCCCUAUGGCUACAGCCCGCGGUCAUGUCUCGGGUAGCCCGGCGUUUGAGCACCUGAGAGUGGAUAUGGAUAUGGAUAGCACGGUACUUGUAGUCAAAAAGGUGGUAACACAAGAGUGAAUUUCCAGCUAAUAGCUAUGCCCAUUCAGCAUGACAUCACGCUAUCUUCAUGACGUACAACCAACCAACUCCAGAACUCUUCCACUACUAUUUAUGCUCCCCCUCUUCCGCGUAAACAUUCAACCUUCCCUCUCAUACACUGUUCAUACCUUUUUCUCAUAUCUUCAAUUACCUUCCAACUACUGUUCGUCUCGUUGGCUUUCGCGAUGACAACUAACGAGAUCGUCACCCGAGAGCUCAAGAAGCCUAUCACUGUCGCUGAGUAUCUCUUCCACCGUCUCCACGAGGUGGGGGUCCGCUCAGUGCACGGUGUUCCCGGUGACUACAAUCUCGCAGCUCUAGACUAUCUGCCAAAGUGCGGUCUCAACUGGGUGGGUAAUUGCAAUGAGCUCAAUGCUGGUUACGCUGCGGAUGGUUAUGCCCGAGUCAAUGGUAUUAGUGCCUUGAUCACUACCUUUGGAGUUGGCGAGCUGUCAGCCCUCAACGCCAUUGCUGGCGCUUACUCUGAGUUCGUGCCUAUCGUUCACAUCGUGGGUCAGCCCAGCUCUCAAUCCCAGAAAGAUGGAAUGUUGCUCCAUCACACUCUCGGCAACGGCGACUUCGACGUCUUCACCAAGAUGAACACCGGGGUCUCCUGCUCAAUUGCCCGCCUGACCGAGACUCUUGAGGUCGCAACUCUGAUUGACAACGCCAUUCGCGAAUGCUGGACCCGCAGUCGUCCCGUCUACAUCACGCUGCCUACCGAUAUGAUUACGAAGCAGGUUGAAGGCGAGAGACUCAACACGAAGCUGGACCUGUCCCUUCCCGCCAAUGAAACCGAGAAGGAAGACUACGUGGUCGACGUUGUUUUGAAAUACCUCCAUGCCGCAAAGAAGCCCGUCAUUCUGGUUGAUGCCUGUGCUAUUCGCCACCGUGUUCUCGAUGAAGUUCACGAUCUGAUGGAGGCUUCUGGUCUGCCCACGUUCGUGGCACCAAUGGGCAAGGGUGCCGUGGACGAGACGCGACCCAACUAUGGAGGAGUCUACGCCGGAACGGGUUCGAACGCAGGUGUGCGCGAACAAGUCGAAUCCUCGGAUCUUAUCUUGAGCAUCGGUGCCAUCAAGUCUGAUUUCAACACCAGUGGAUUCACGUACCGUAUCGGACAGCUCAACACCAUCGAUUUCCACAGCAACUACGUGCGCGUGCGUUACUCCGAAUACCCUAACAUCAACAUGAAGGGGGUCUUGCGCAAGGUCAUCCAGAAGCUGGGUAAAGUGAAUGCGGAGCCGGUUCCGCACCUCUCCAACGCACUGCCCGAGGAAGAGAAGACUUCUUCAGCCACCGAGAUCACUCACCAGUGGUUGUGGCCCAAGGUCGGACAGUGGCUUAAGGAAAACGACAUUGUCAUCACCGAGACUGGUACGGCGAACUUCGGUAUCUGGGAGACCCGAUUCCCCGCCAAUGUCACCGCUAUCAGCCAAGUCCUUUGGGGCAGCAUUGGAUACUCGGUUGGCGCCUGCCAGGGUGCUGCUCUGGCGGCUAAAGAGCUUGGCAAUCGUCGCACUGUCCUCUUCGUUGGCGAUGGUAGUCUCCAGCUUACGGUGCAGGAGUUGAGCACCAUGAUCCGAAACAACCUCAACCCCAUCAUUUUCGUCAUCUGCAACAACGGCUACACCAUUGAACGAUACAUCCACGGCUGGGACGAGAGCUACAACGACAUUCAACCCUGGGAUCACAAGGCUCUGCCGACCGUUUUCGGAGCCAAGGACAAGUAUACCGGCCACAAGGUCACCACUCGCGACGAACUGAAGCAGCUCUUCGCGAACGAGGAAUUCAACUCGGCUCCGCACUUGCAGUUGGUUGAGCUUCACAUGCCCAGGGAUGAUGCCCCCGCCGCGCUGAAGAUCACCGCCGAAGCGGCUGCUGCGAGAAACAAGUAAUGAUUAUGACCACGAACCGCCAAUCGAGCAACUCGCCCGCCGUCUUUCCCGCUCCACGAUCCGUUGGUUGCAUUCCAAGUUGGAAAAGAAGUGACCUUAUUUCGAGCAAAGCAGUUUCACGUGGCGUGACGAGACUGACCAAGAUCCAGCCGAUUCAAGGACCCAGUAGACACAGCCAAUUGCAUGCAGAAAGCUGUGGUUCCGUUACAUCGAAUUUUUCAAUAUGUAUUUUAAUG
Molecule: messenger RNA, 2377 nt
Organism: Aspergillus aculeatinus CBS 121060
Lineage: Eukaryota; Fungi; Ascomycota; Eurotiomycetes; Eurotiales; Aspergillaceae
Product: alpha-keto acid decarboxylase family protein
Exons: 5
Coding region: 429-2141 (570 amino acids)
Molecular function (GO): thiamine pyrophosphate binding; carboxy-lyase activity; magnesium ion binding
Source: RefSeq, a predicted model, not a curated record